UUGAAGUGCACCAGAACCAUUGGUGAUUGAUCAGUGCUGUGUCUUGCUCGAGUCCUGUGUCUGCUUUCUUCUGAGACCCUGCUAUGAAAUAGUAGAGCUGUCUGCUUCCCAGUCUCUCCCUUCGAUCUACUAUAUAUUCUACAAACUAGCCUUUUACCCCAACUCAUCCAACUUGUGACACAAGAUUAGGAUAAAUACUGUCUCUGAUUCACAGUCUGGAUCUUUCUAGCCCAGAAUGGUCAACAUAACAUCCAAACUAACUGCGAUCUUCAGCAAAAAUGAUGGUCAAAGCCGAAAUAAAAAUGAGGGUACCUUAUCGUACUUUCAAGUGAUGGAGAACAAACAAAAUAUCAAUCCUAAUGAUCUCCAUGCUGAUCUGACUAGCAGUAACAUUGCCAACAAAAUUGAUCAAAAUAUCUACCAUGAUAGCUCCUACAACCACCACAAUCUUAAUAACAACCUAAAUGCUGAUUACACUGAUUUUUCAACUAUACCAAUUCAGCCACCAAACAAUGGAAACAAUGGAAAUAAUGACAAUUUGAACCUACCUCUAAUCAUAGCUUUAUCAUCGAGUUUUGGGGCAAUAUUAAUAGCAUUCAUUAUUCUAAUCAUAUACUUCAUCUGGCUAUAUAUCAACUCCUCCUUUAAUUUCAACAAUUCCGAUGGCAGCUCUAGCUCCAACGAUUAUUCUACAACCAGUUUUGUCAUACCAAAUGAAUACGAUGAUGAAGAGAACAUCUCUCAACAAGAAAAUUUAUACCUAAGUGAGCUUAGUGAUGUCGAUUUGAACUAUUACAAUAGUUCCAAAAUCUUCCAAAAAUUUAACCCCCCAACGAUUGUAUCUUAUAAUUCAAGUCUCACCGAUAAUGAAUAUAGAUCAAUAAUCGAUAGAGGUUUAGAGGCCUUUUAUUUUGAAAAUUCAACCACAAAUGAUUUAGAUGAUCUAUUCAAUAAUACCAGCUCGAACCAAAACCAGAUCUCAAACAGCAACCUAAAUAACACCAACUCUAACUCACCAAGCAACAAUGAUAUAAAUUUUAUAGUCCAUGAUAAAACAGAAAUAACAUUUUUGAAUGAUACCCCAAGCUGUGUCCAAUUGAAUUUACCACUACCAGUCAAAGAAAGAGGCGAGCAUGGUGUCUUGUAUUUUGAAACAAAAAUAUUCAAAUUGAAAAAAAAUUCAGUAAUUUCAAUUGGCUUAAUAACAAAACCAUACCCAAACUUCAGACUCCCUGGCUACAACAAGUUUUCGGUGGCCUAUGAAUCUUCUGGAAUUGCAAGAAUCAAUCAGCCUUUCAAUAACGCUCCAAACAUUUUACCUCCCUUAGAAGAAGGUGAUGUGGUUGGAAUAGGAUUCAAACCAAGAUUGGGCACAGUAUUUUUUACAAGAAAUGGUAAAAAACUAUUUGAAAUUAUCCACAACAUGAGGAUCACUCUCUAUCCUGCCAUUGGUUCCUAUAAUGGAACUGGUAACCAAGUAAACGUUAACUUGGGAAAAUACGGCUUUGUAUUUAUUGAGGCAAAUGUUAAAAGAUGGUGGUUUGCUCCUCCAAAUGGUGUAAUCGGUGCUCCUCCGGCAUAUGGUGAUGAUAACUUGAAAUACGUUGUAGUCGAAAGAGGCGAAAUACUACCACCUGAAUAUCCCUAUGAUGAAGAAACCUUUUUUGGUCCAAAAGCACUAUUGCUGCAAAAUCGAAAAAAAGCAAAAAUUAUUAAACCCAAUGAAUUCAAAAAUUGUAAACUACUCAUCAAGUAG
This is a messenger RNA of Ascoidea rubescens DSM 1968, 1756 nucleotides long. RefSeq names its product SPRY-domain-containing protein. The record is from RefSeq and is a predicted model, not a curated record. Lineage: Eukaryota; Fungi; Ascomycota; Saccharomycetes; Ascoideales; Ascoideaceae. Bases 236 to 1756 code for a protein of 506 amino acids. Gene Ontology annotation, molecular function: protein binding. The transcript has 2 exons.